Molecule: messenger RNA, 1656 nt
Organism: Aspergillus fijiensis CBS 313.89
Lineage: Eukaryota; Fungi; Ascomycota; Eurotiomycetes; Eurotiales; Aspergillaceae
Gene: pgkA
Product: phosphoglycerate kinase pgkA
Exons: 3
Biological process (GO): glycolytic process; gluconeogenesis
Cellular component (GO): cytosol
Molecular function (GO): ATP binding; phosphoglycerate kinase activity; ADP binding
Source: RefSeq, a predicted model, not a curated record
AUGUCUCUCUCCAACAAGCUCGCUAUCACUGACGUCGACCUCAAGGACAAGCGUGUCUUGAUCCGCGUCGACUUCAACGUCCCUCUUGAUGCCAACAAGAACAUCACCAACAACCAGCGUAUCGUUGGAGCUCUCCCCACCAUCAAGUACGCCGUUGAGAAUGGCGCCAAGGCGGUCAUCCUUAUGUCUCACCUCGGCCGUCCCGACGGCAAGGCCAACCCCAAGUACAGCCUGAAGCCUGUCCAGGCCGAGCUCGAGAAGCUGCUAGGCAAGUCCGUCAUCUUCACCGAGGACUGCGUCGGCAAGGAGGUUGAGGAGACCGUCAACAAGGCCAGCGGCGGCCAGAUCGUUCUCCUGGAGAACCUGCGUUUCCACGCCGAGGAGGAGGGCAGCUCCAAGGACGCCGAGGGCAAGAAGGUCAAGGCCGACAAGGAGGCCGUUGCUGAGUUCCGCAAGGGACUGACUGCCCUGGGUGACAUCUACAUCAACGACGCUUUCGGCACCGCUCACCGUGCUCACUCCUCCAUGGUCGGAGUCGACCUUCCCCAGAAGGCCUCCGGCUUCUUGGUCAAGAAGGAGCUGGACUACUUCGCCCAGGCCCUUGAGAGCCCCAAGCGGCCCUUCCUGGCCAUCCUGGGCGGCGCCAAGGUCUCCGACAAGAUCCAGCUGAUCGACAACCUGCUGCCCAAGGUCAACAGCCUGAUCAUCACGGGCGCCAUGGCCUUCACCUUCAAGAAGACCCUGGAGAACGUCAAGAUCGGCAACAGCCUGUUCGACGAGGCCGGCAGCAAGAUCGUCGGCGAGGUCAUGGAGAAGGCCAAGAAGCACAACGUCAAGGUCGUCCUGCCCGUCGACUACAUCACGGCCGACAAGUUCGCCGAGGACGCGCAGACCGGCAAGGCCACCGACGCCGAGGGCAUCCCCGAGGGCUUCAUGGGCCUGGACGUCGGCGAGAAGUCCGUGGCCCUGUACAAGGAGGUCAUCGCCGAGGCCAAGACCAUCCUCUGGAACGGCCCCUGCGGUGUCUUCGAGAUGAAGCCCUUCGCCAAGGGCACCGAGGACACCCUUGACGCCGUCGUCCAGGCCGCCCAGUCCGGCUCCAUCGUCAUCAUCGGUGGUGGUGACACUGCUACCGUCGCCGCCAAGUACGGCGUUGAGGACAAGCUCAGCCACGUCUCCACCGGUGGUGGUGCCUCCCUCGAGCUCCUCGAGGGUAAGGACCUCCCCGGUGUCUCUGCUCUGUCCAGUAAGUAAAAAUAUUACCAAUAUAUCUAAUGUCUCACCGGAGGCGUAGGGCACGGUUUCCUGUAGGCGUGCAGUGUGGGGGAUGAAUGUGGGAGGGAGAGAGAGAGAGUGUGUGUGCAUAUAUGCGUGCGUCAUGUUUGCCUGUCUGGUCUUGUUCGUUCGGUCCCCCUUGCGUGUCUGUCUGUCUCGGGGAAUUUUUGUGCGGUCUUAUGCUUUCAACGAAUGUAAUGUACAAGGAUGAUGAUAAUUUCAAAUGUUUUUGACUGUACUUCUUUCUGAUCCGAGGUUUCUGUUCAGUGACAGGGUCGAAGCUGUGAAUGAUUGACAAAUGUCGGAGCUUGUGUGUAGACUGGGAAGCUCCUACCUUAUUAGUUAGAUAAUCAUGUAGUACUCUGCUAGUCCUCUAAAGGC